UCUCUGAUGGGUUUUUAGUUCUUUACAGAGAUAAACUAAGAAAUAAUCUUGAUACUUUCAAUGAUUAGCCUGAUUAGUCAUGUUGCAGGAGUAAUUACCUGUUUAAGCUAUGAUUAUCGCUCUGUGCAUUCUUUUUUUUUCUCCGUCAUCUCCAGUUGAGCGCUCGCGUUUGAAACUAUUGCUCAUUUAUCUUGUGUAGGCCAUUGUGCCAACAAGCCAGGAUAAAUAUAAUCUCUGCUCUCUUACAGUCUUGCCUAUUCAGGACAACAUCCUAGAGUUACAGAGUGAGUUCAAAGCUGAGGAGUGUUAGAUGUCUAAUGUUUGCAUUUUGGUUGCUCUUCAGAAUUUCCUGUAAACCGUAGUCUGAGCCUGAGAAAAGAGCAGGUUCAUGUGUGUUUUCAGUUUCUUUAGUGGUGCCCUGAGAGGUUUGGCCUGUAAGAGAUGACCCUAAAUGAAUGAAUGACAAAUAAAUCGUUAUCCUAUUGAAACAUUUUGUUCUGGGCCAAAAAAUGUGAACACACACAGAUAGAUUUAUGUGUGAGUUCAUUCAUUUGUUGGUGCUUUGGAAGGUGGUAGGACAGGAUGGUCUGGAUUUUUGAAGGAUGAGGCUGGGGAAUGUUCGGCCAGGCUCCAUAUUGGGAGGGGCGCGUACCGUGGGAAGAGAAGGCCUCUUGAGAUUGUCAUGUUUUAGUUAAGUUGCACUUUACUGAUCACUCUCUUUCUCUUCAUGAAGUUGCACACAUAAAUAUAUUUCUUGAGACACCAGUGAAGAUAAGAGAAAUCACCAAUGUCCAAAGAGGGCGACAGAGCGUCUGUGCUCCGCACCACUAAAGUACGAACCAAGCUGAAGGGAGAUGGCAGCUGGUUGCAGCGCAGCAGCGAGCCUCAGGCUGAGGCUCGGGAGGAGAAGCCGUGGAUGGCGGAGGUGAGGGCCGGCCGACUGAACGGAGCUGCCGUGGAGACCAGCCCAGUGUCCUCACCAACCAAACCCACACCCUCACCAGUACAGUCGGACAGUGAGAGCAAAACCCCAACAUCAGGGUUCUUAAUCAGAGGCGUUUUCACUAAACUAGACAAGUCUCCUUCGUCUCCGAAAUCCAAUGGCACAAGCAGCACAAAACGGUUCACUAAAAAACCCUCAGAGAGCUACAAGAAAAUAGCCCCCCACACUGUGAGGAGCACCGUGGAGGACGUGGAGGGCGAGCUCAGCCCCGAGGAGCAGGAGAGACGAACGGAGGUAGCCAGUAGUGUUGUGAAGAGAUCUGCUGGCAAUAGACGGUCCUAUGUUCUUUCUGCUGCCAAGAAAUAUGAGACCAAAGAGGCAUCACCUGAGCCAUCAGCAGUCGGGACUACGCCAUCAUUUCUGGCUAAAAGGGUGCAGAUCACUGAUGAAGAAGAUGAUGAGGAGGAUGUUGCGACUCAAACACUUGCCAGCAGCGAGGCACCGCCUCUCGCUGUUGCUCCUGCAUCUGCAGACUCCCCACCUGAACCCAAACUCAGAGAAGCAAUCAAAAACACCGUUAAGGCAGACGCUCAAGUGGCUGUAGCUGUGGCUCCAACGGUGGUGGAGAAACCCCCAGAACCGGUGAAGCAAGUCCUGGUUCCAGAGUCCAAAACAGAUGUGAAGUCAGAUUCAAGCCCUGUGGAUGUCACCAAGUUUGUACAGACAAGUACAGAACCAGAACCAGAACCAGUGAAUUCCAGUAGUUCGAAGCAGCUCAACACCCAACUAGCCAAACCUGUCUGUCCACCUGAAGCUCCAGUAUCUCCUGCUCCAAAACCAGAAACUCCAGUUGAAAGUACCCCGGUGAUGGCUGAACCAGAGCAGCCUCUGGAUUCUGCUGAUCAGAAACCUCCAGAACCUAAACGUCUCGCUAUUCCCACAGUAUUUUUAGCUCCGGUGGCCCAAAUGUCUGACGUCAAACCCCCCACAGUACAGAAAGAAACUGUAUCAGAACCCAAACCAGAACCAAAACCAGAACCAAGACCAGAACCUAAACCAUCUCCAGUUCCUGUGACCCAAGUGUUUGAUGUGAAAAACCUCACAGUGAAGACGGAACCAGUAACAGCACCAGAACCAGAACCCAAACCAGAACCAAGACCAGAACCUAAACCAUCUCCAGUUCCUGUGACCCAAGUGUUUGAUGUGAAAAACCUCACAGUGAAGACGGAACCAGUAACAGCACCAGAACCAGAACCCAAACCAGAACCCAAACCAGAACCUAAACUAGAACCCAAACCAUCUCCAGUUCCUGUGACCCAAGUGUUUGAUGUGAAAAACCUCACGGUGAAGACAGAACCAGUAACAGCACCAGAACCAGAACCCAAACCAGAACCUGAACCAGAAUCUAAACCAGAACCUAAACGUCUCGCUAUUCCCACAGUAUUUUUAGCUCCGGUGGCCCAAAUGUCUGACGUCAAACCCCCCACAGUACAGAAAGAAACUGUAUCAGAACCCAAACCAGAACCAAAACCAGAACCAAGACCAGAACCUAAACCAUCUCCAGCUCCUGUGACCCAAGUGUUUGAUGUGAAAAACCUCACGGUGAAGACGGAACCAGUAACAGCACCAGAACCAGAACCCAAACCAGAACCCAAACCAGAACCUAAACUAGAACCCAAACCAUCUCCAGUUCCUGUGACCCAAGUGUUUGAUGUGAAAAACCUCACGGUGAAGACAGAACCAGUAACAGAACCAGAACCAAAACCAGAACCUAAACUAGAACCCAAACCAUCUCCAGUUCCUGUGACCCAAGUGUUUGAUGUGAAAAACCUCACGGUGAAGACAGAACCAGUAACAGCACCAGAACCAGAACCCAGACCAGAACCUGAACCAGAAUCUAAACCAGAACCUAAACUAGAACCCAAACCAUCUCCAGUCCCUGUGACCCAAGUGUUUGAUGUGAAAAACCUCACGGUGAAGACGGAACCAGUAACAGCACCAGAACCAGAACCCAAACCAGAACCUGAACCAGAAUCUAAACCAGAACCUAAACUAGAACCCAAACCAUCUCCAGUUCCUGUGACCCAAGUGUUUGAUGUGAAAAACCUCACGGUGAAGACAGAACCAGUAACAGCACCAGAACCAGAACCCAGACCAGAACCUGAACCAGAAUCUAAACCAGAACCUAAACUAGAACCCAAACCAUCUCCAGUCCCUGUGACCCAAGUGUUUGAUGUGAAAAACCUCACGGUGAAGACAGAACCAGUAACAGCACCAGAACCAGAACCCAAACCAGAACCUAAACUAGAACCCAAACCAUCUCCAGUUCCUGUGACCCAAGUGUUUGAUGUGAAAAACCUCACGGUGAAGACGGAACCAGUAACAGCACCAGAACCAGAACCCAAACCAGAACCUGAACCAGAAUCUAAACCAGAACCUAAACUAGAACCCAAACCAUCUCCAGUCCCUGUGACCCAAGUGUUUGAUGUGAAAAACCUCACGGUGAAGACAGAACCAGUAACAGCACCAGAACCAGAACCCAGAUCAGAACCUGAACCAGAAUCUAAACCAGAACCUAAACAAGAGCCCAAACCAUCUCCAGUCCUUGCGACCCAAGUGUCUGAUGUGAAAAACCUCACGGUGAAGACAGAACCAGUAUCAGCACCAGGACCAAGCUCCACUGGUGACACGCUCGCUGCCCUGUCUGACACCCUCAUCUUGUUUGACUCAAACUCAUCCAGAGCUGAACAGGAGCCAGCUCCACAUCCAGCGCUCAGCACUGGUGAACCAAUGACAGACGAUCUCCUGGGUUUCGGUGACAGCCUUCACAUGCCGCCAAAGAUGGAGCUGAUGGAGCAGACGCAGACGGAUGAGACGGCUAAAGAAGCACAAAGCUCGGCUGAUCCGUUUGAUCCGUAUCCGAUAGGGACUGCAUCCCAUAACAGCCCCUCUGACCUGCUUCAGCCCCUCUCAGAUACUUCCAUCAACAGCCUCAGCUCUCAGAAGUCCUGGAGACGCUCAUGGGAAACACCUGAGCAGUCUAACGCAGUUCACAGGCAAGAAAACACUGGAGCAGAACCAGAAGAAACGGCUGAAGAUCAGCAGACGAUGAUCAUGUUUGAGAGAAAGUCUACUGAAAAAGACUCCCCAUGGGACAGAUGGACCUCACCCACCAUCUACACCAUCAGCAAAGCUGGGGAAGAGGAGGAUGAGGAGGAAGAGGAGGAAGAAGAAAGCCCAGAGGACAACGAAACAGUCACCGUCACAACCACCACCACCAUCAGGGAGAUGAGAACUGAGCCCGAGCCCACUACGGAUCGAUCUGUGACCAGGACCAGGGUGGUAGAGGAGCAGCGGGCCCCCACGCCUGAACCCGAAACCAAGAAGAGUUUUGUUUACGUGAAAGAGUAUGUCAACGCGACAGAGCUGUCCUUGCAUAACACCAAGGACAUGAUGGAAAGGCCAGACGCUGUUACGUUUACCUCCAUCGGCUACUCCUUCAGCAGCCCCUCCAGAGUCUCGCUGUCGUCCACCUGUACAUACUGUGGAAGUCAGGUGGGCAACGAUGCCAAGAUCACCAUUGAGCACCUGAACAUCAACUGCCAUCCCGAAUGCUUCAAGUGUGAAAUGUGCCGUAAGCCAAUAGGAGACCUUCUCGACAGCAUGUUCAUCCAUCGUGGGAAGAUCCACUGUGAAAGCUGCUACUCCAUCCUCUAGUGACACCCAGAGCUCUUCAGUAGCUUCCUGUCUUCGUUCUCUUCAUGUUUGCAUCCAAACUGAGCUGGUUUUGAACUAAGUUUGUUUUAUACUAAGGUGAUCCAACGGAUUACAGGAUUACUUCAUGUUUUAUUAGGUCACAUUUGCAGGGGCGUGUCCAGGGAGUGGCCUGGGGUAGCACAUGCCACCCUUAGAAUCUGAUUGGCCACCCCAGGUGCCACCCUAAGUUCCAGUUUAAAUUGACUUUACAUUGUCGACAAAAGGCUUGAGUUGUAAGCUCCAAAAAUGGUGUGUGGUAGCAUGCACCUUUAACAUUGUCUUCUAGCCCAGGCCUACAGAACAUUUCUGUAGUAUUAAUAUUAUUUAUUAUUUUUUCAUAUUCACAUAAAUAGUAUUUAGAGUCCCACUCAACUCCAAUUGGUGGCAAUAAUGCAACAAGAAGUGACUUGCUAACCACCACAAAACUAGAGGAUGAAGAGAAAAAAAUGGUGAUUGUGCAAUGUGAAACUCCAAAGUUCACUAGAAAGCAAAUAAAUAAAUAAACGAUUUGUGUAAAUAAAGAAAUAAGAAAAACCAUUGGUGCCACCCAUGCAUAAACAAGUGCCCCACAUGGGCCACCCCAUUUUAAAAGUCCUGGACACGGCUCUGCACAUGUGUAAUGCUUGAAAUUUGUAUUUUGUGGUGGUGAAAUCUGUUUCUGCCUCCGUGAACAAUGAAGGAUCUGUCUCAUAAACAAGAGGCACUCUGGAAAAGUGGGAUUUAUUUUUAUAAAUUGGCACCAAAACUGUUAAAAACAUUUUGUUCCUUUGCUUGUUACAAAAGAGUGUUCACAUGUAAACGGCUUUGUUAACAAAAUAAACUGAUUGAUAAAAUCCUCA
Messenger RNA from Nothobranchius furzeri (turquoise killifish), 5538 nucleotides. RefSeq names its product zinc finger protein 185 with LIM domain (gene znf185). NCBI's taxonomy places the organism in Eukaryota, Metazoa, Chordata, Actinopteri, Cyprinodontiformes, Nothobranchiidae. The record is from RefSeq and is a predicted model, not a curated record.